UGCAGGGCGGGGAGAAUUAUUUAUCCUACUAAUAGGCUUGAAUAUUGAAAGAGUAGUAUCCUCCCAGGGCCCAGGGGGCGAUCUCUAGAGUCAGCUCCUUCUAGUCUAAAGCUGCUUCCGGACGCUCUAGCUGCCACCUUGACGUCCUGGAGUAACUGAGAUCAAAAGAGGAUGAGUCAGAGUUGGAGGAAAGGGAUGAUUUAGGACGGAACCAAAUGCUUCAUGCGGUGGGUCCUUGAAGCGUGGGUUACGUGAAAUAAGUCUCUCUUUUGUUCCUUUUUAAGAGAAAGACCCUCACCAAAAAUUAAAGCUAGUUAUUAGUGUGCUUAUCUAGCUUCUCUUCGGCACCUUUUCCAUUCUGAGUUUACAAUUCGUUCCCAGUCUCUGUGCGCGUAACCCCCUCCCCGCCCUGAACUUGGUUCAAGCCGCCGGAGAGCCGAGCAGGAAAGAAAGGGGAAAGGAAGAGGGCCGUUCUUAAAGGGAUCGGGGCCGCUUUUGGCCGCCAGCUUUGCGUCAGCGCGGGCGGAAGGGCAGAUUUCUGGGAUUCCGGGGGCCCCCCCCGCCCGGCCGGCGCUGUGACGCCAGGAAGAAAGGUGGAGAGGAAGGACUUGGAGUCCCUCCCUGGGCCCCGAGCGAGCGGCCUAAGGGGAGCUGCCUCCCUGCAGGAGGAAGGCCGGCCGGGCGCCGGAAGCUGCACAGCUGGACCGGCUGAUGCCUGGGACGGCAGGGGGGGCUUGCACAUCUGGGUCCCGCCCGGGGCGGAGGCCGCGGGGUCCGCUGCGGCCCCGGAGCUGCUGAUGCGCGGGGGCGGACGGGGCGGCUGCACGGGGCCGGCGCCGGGGGGUGCCUGCGGGCAGAGGGAAGGGGCGGAGCGGCAGCCGGGGACGCGGCAGCCCGAGCCCGGGGCUUGCUUAGCUGCCUGACGCGGCAGCGCCCGGGGACCGCUGCCCCUCCCCCGCGUUUCCAGAGGCCGUCCCUCCGCGCCCCGCCGAGAUGCCGGAAGAAAACAUCUUUCUGUUCGUGCCCAACCUCAUCGGCUAUGCUCGCAUCGUCUUCGCCCUCAUUUCCUUCUACUUCAUGCCCAGCUGCCCGUUCACUGCCUCCUCCUUCUACUUGCUCAGCGGGCUCUUGGACGCCUUCGACGGGCACGCAGCCCGGGCCCUGAAUCAAGGAACACGCUUUGGGGCAAUGCUGGACAUGCUGACUGAUCGAUGUUCCACCAUGUGUUUGCUGGUAAACCUAGCUCUGCUCUACCCGCGGGCCACCCUGCUCUUCCAGCUCAGCAUGAGUCUGGAUGUUGCCAGCCAUUGGCUGCACCUACACAGCUCCGUGGUCCGUGGCAGUGAGAGCCACAAAACUAUUGACCUAACAGGGAAUCCCAUCCUUCGGCUCUACUAUACUUCCCGGCCAGUGCUAUUCAUCAUGUGUGCUGGGAAUGAAUUUUUCUACUGUCUGCUUUACUUGCUCUAUUUCUCCGAGGGGCCAUUAGUGGGUUCAGUGGGUCUGUUCCGACUGGGACUCUGGAUCUCCGCUCCUAUUGCUUUUCUCAAGUCCCUCAUCAGUGUCAUCCAUUUGGUCACUGCCGCACGCAACAUGGCUGCCCUGGAUGCUGCUGACCGUGCCAAGAAGGAAUAACCCUGAUGUCUUCUCUGCUUCCAGCAAAGUUCCAGCCCCGUUCCUCUCGCUGCCCCGCCCCCUGCCCCCCACGGGGCUGUUAUGCCCUCCCCCAAUGAGGUCAGCCUUUUAUGUAGCACAAGGCGAGUCCUCCACAGUGCUGUCACCUUCCCUCCAUGUCCCCCAGUGCUGUCAGAACUUCUUAAAGGCUGUCACUGUUCUUUGUCCCCCCUCCCACGUGAUACCACUUCCCAAGAUGAGGGUAGCAGCUAGACAUCAGAUGAGGGCUCUCUUCCUGGGGACAACGGUGGAAGUCCCAGCCACAGAGGUGAGGCCCUGGCUCCAUGACCUGGGGGUGGCUGUGCUCCUUGGGAGAGAUGGGGUGUCCUAGCACGGAGCCAGGCCAGGGGGCUGUUGGCAGCAGCCCCAGGAGACUCUGGGACCCAUGCAAGCUGGCAUGGUGCUGCUGUUUGAGGAAGAUGGCGUGGGGGCUGGGUCUCCACUAGGAGCCAAACUCCCCUCCUGGUCUGGACGGUCCAGGAUUGGAGGAGUCUUUGCCCUGGGGACUUUACCCAGGAGGGAAGGAGACUGUCUGGAUCCUUCCCUGUUGUAUUGUGUCUCAUGAUGUGUAAUCUGGCCCUGAGGCCUUGAUGAUAAAGGAGGAAACUUCACAAUCAGA
Sarcophilus harrisii (Tasmanian devil) is the source of this 2293-nucleotide messenger RNA. It is a transcript of the gene CDIPT, whose product is annotated as CDP-diacylglycerol--inositol 3-phosphatidyltransferase. Gene Ontology annotation, biological process: phosphatidylinositol biosynthetic process. The record is from RefSeq and is a predicted model, not a curated record. Gene Ontology annotation, cellular component: Golgi apparatus; membrane. Bases 994 to 1635 code for a protein of 213 amino acids. Gene Ontology annotation, molecular function: CDP-diacylglycerol-inositol 3-phosphatidyltransferase activity. The transcript has 6 exons. Lineage: Eukaryota; Metazoa; Chordata; Mammalia; Dasyuromorphia; Dasyuridae.